Molecule: messenger RNA, 868 nt
Organism: Diabrotica virgifera virgifera (western corn rootworm)
Lineage: Eukaryota; Metazoa; Arthropoda; Insecta; Coleoptera; Chrysomelidae
Exons: 3
Coding region: 1-306 (101 amino acids)
Source: RefSeq, a predicted model, not a curated record
AUGAACAGAUCUCCAGACUCUCCAACAUACGAUAGCGAUAUUGAUCCAGAAUAUUUUCCAGAAUCGGAUAGUAGUGAAGACGAAAUAAAGGAAUAUUAUAAUCACGAAGAUGAAUUUCUAGAAAUUACUGAAAAUAUCCCUCAGAAUUCUAAAUAUUUGGAAAUAAAAGACAGCAAUCAAACACAUAUUAAAAAAAAUAUUCCAAAGAUUCUUCAAAAUUUAAUCAUAAUGCCGCAAAACUUUAUCACUGAAAGUACAGAAAGGCCGCAAAUGUUAACAGUAAGUGACAUACCUACUUUGUUUUAAACAAAAUUAAAGUUUUUAAGAAAACAUAUUAUGUUGAACUAAAUUUUUAUUGCAAUUUUACAUAUUUCUUCCUAAAGUUUUUUUAAUUUAUCAUACUUACAACAUAAGGAAACGUGGCAUAUUUUAUUGACUAAAGUGCUUAUAAAUCAGAUUAAGUUUGUGUAUAGAAUAGUAAUGAAGUAAAUUAUAUUAUAAAACUGGAUUCUAUACCUACAUUUCUUCAAGAAAUUAACGCAUCACCUUAAAAAUUGGUCAUUUUUAAUGUCUCCAAUUUCCUAAACCUAUUUACUAAGGAUAUACUAAGGAUUUUCACAGUUUUCACUGUAUUCCUUCACUCAACAGUUCUCUCCAGCUCUUUCUGUCUUACCAGUCCCCUUCCUGCAGAUUUCUUCUCUCCAUUACUUCGUCCACUUUAUCUCUGAAGGGUCUUCGGGGUCUGCCUCUCUUCAUUUUUCCUAUCGGGCUCCACUUUGUUAUUCGGUUUAUCCAACGAUUUUACCAGGUUAAUCUCUUUUGUUCGAUGUAGCCUAUUAUGUCUGAGUUCACUCCCAUUCUUCUGUUA